AUGAAAUUUGAGUUGGAAAAAUUGAGGUAAGCAUUUUUACUCUUUUCCACUUGACAUAAAAACAAGUCUAUGGGAACAUGGAGAUCCAUACAUUCACAUCAGCAAAAAGAAGAGGAAAUGCGUUUAGUGGCCGUUAUGUGUGGCUUGUAGAACAGUUUACGAAAUCCUAUAAGGAGGAAAAAUGGAAUGGAUCAAGAACUGAUAUGUUAAAACUGUAAAGGCAGGAAAGCCAAAUAAAGAGAGAUACUGGGAGUCCGUUGCCCACAUAUACUGGUAAAUAGACAGCCUAGAAGUUUGGCCAGAGCAAAGAUGAGAAUUCGUGUUAUGCAGAUAUGGGGCUUUCUGUUGACUGUGCUGGGCUGGAUCUUUGUCGCUUGUUCCAUGGCCAUGGAGGGCUGGAAGGUCACUUCUAUCGGAGGGCAAGGAGGGAGUGCCAUCAUCAGAGUGGCCUGGUACUGGUCCAGCCUGUGGAGAGCCUGCUUCACAGACUCCUCUAACACAUCCAACUGCUACGACUUCCCAGUGCUCUGGUCUGUGGAAGGUUACCUCCAGAUUGUGCGGGCUUUGUUGAUGUCCGGGAUGGCUGUCGGAAUGCUGGGGAUCAUCCUGAGUCUUGUGGGAAUGGAAUGCACUUAUAUCGGAGGCAAAGACAAAGAAAAACACCGAUCUGUGUUCAUCGGAGGUUUCUGUCAUGUCAUAAGUGGUAUGCUGGCUUCCUCUGGUUAUGCAGUAUAUGCUCAUUAUGUCUCUGUAGAGUUCUUCGAUCCCAAAUUUGAUGGAUUGCACUUUGACUUGGGAAAGCCAUUGUUCCUUGGAUGGUCAGGAUGUGCUUUUCAGAUUACUGGUGGAUUUUUCUUCCUAGUUUCAGUUUGCAAGACCUGGUCUCCGGUGAACAGCAGUGCACCAGUUCCUGCCGAGGAGGGCAAAGCCUUACAUUCAUCCCACACAAAUAUUUCCAUUGUCUCUGAACUUUCCUCAAAGUCCAAAGAAUCAACAAUAUCGGAACUCUCGUCAAAGUCUGAACUAUCAGCUGUGUCAAAUGUUCCAUCUAAGAACAGACAUAUCAUAAGAACUGGACGUUCCUCAAGAUUCAGACCCUCUGAGAAAUCAAGAAGCUCUGUGAAAUCUGAAGUGUCUCAAUCGUUGCGCUCUUCAUGGUCCUCAAGGUUGAGCAGAUCAGAUGUAAACAGCAGGAAAGUGUCUUCUGGAGUCACUACACAUCACUUCAGCAAGAACUCCUACCUCUGAGAUAUCUAAUACGGGCCACAGGAUCUGGAAACACAGAGUGAUUACAUGAAAUUGACAAAAACAAUGAUGUUGGGGAUAAGCAGAACUCCCCCUAAUGGAAACAGUGUGCUGGAUUCAUGCUUGUAAAUUAGCUUGCUAACUUGAUGUUUGAGUGGCGCUGUGCAUUCAAUCCAUCUUAUUUAAAAAAAAAAAUUCUGAAGCAAAUAUGACAUUUCUUCAGAGCCUUGCUAAGGGACAGAAAGGUUAUAACAGUGGUCCUCAACUGGUGGGAUCAGAUCCCAAAUAGCACACGUGCGUCUCCGAUAUCUCUGUUUCAGAUCUUUUCAUCUGAAAAGCAUCACAAUCUAAGUAACAUCUAAAAAAGAUCAGAUUUACAAACAUUCUAAAUCAUAAACGUCUUAAAGACAUCUGCUGAAAGGUCUUAUUGACAUUCGAGACAAAGUAAUUGACAUGCGUCAUAUAGAUGUAUUGCAGAUGAGCAAACAACGUUAAAAAACAUUUUCCAGAUGUAAACACACACGUCAAAUAGACUUCUGGCCGAUACGUACGUGUGCUAUCAGAGAUGCUAAAUGCUACCAAUAAAAUAACUAUAUGAUCAAGCAGUAAAAUAAACAGGCUUUCCAACUUUAAAAGGAGGACAAAAGCUUCAUGUCUUUUGAUGUUGAUGUCAAGCAAACGGCAAACAAGCUCAAAUCAACCCUGAGAGCACACUGGGUACAUCACCCAGAUGUCUAUUUGAUGUGAGUGUUUACAUCUUGAAAACAUAUUUUUUAGGUUGUUUGACUUUUCCUCUCGGAUAUCAAUAAAUCAUUCAGCAGAUGUCUUAGAGAUGUUUAUGAUUCAGAAUGUUUGUAAAUCUGAUCUUUUUACACUAAGUAUAUAAUUUUUGCACUGCUAACGCCACCGAACAUAAUAGAGUGGAACAGUGUCCACCCACUUUUUCAGCUGUCUAGGUUCUAGGAAGUAUUUUCUUCCAUAGACUUUUAUACCUUCAUAAAAGAGUUGUGAGCAUGAACCAAACCAACCAGAAUCACAACAUAAACAUAUGGACUUAAAGACAAAGGUACAAGGCUGUGUACUUACUGUCUUUCAUGAGGGCACAAACUACAAUCCCGUGAAGCACAUUGACUGAUAUAAUUAAAUAAAAAACGCUACAACUAUUGAUUUUAGUUGUUGAUUGUAAUAUUUGACAUUUAUUGCAAAAUAUUCCGAUAUGUACAAAUAUAUAAGUAGUUUAAGGGUGAAGGGAAACCGACUUGAUUAGGCCAUUCACAGUGCAUCAUGGAAGUGGGUGGUCGUUCCGAGGCAUGUUUCGCGGAUUUCGUUGGCCAUAACUCUCUGAUUGGUGGAUCAUUCUCUGCUGUACCAUGGGUAAUGUAGUUGUUUGCCAUUAAUUCCACUAUCAAACUCGAUUUUUAAAUAAUGAAGUUAAAAUAAUGCAGACCAAUGGCUUGAGCUCAAGGUAGGUCUGUUAUAUCAAUUUGUCUAUGAGAUAAAUUAAUGGGAUUUUUACUUCUGUUUCAAAUAGCUUUUUGAAUAUGCCCCCCAUCUGCCAUUGGUCAAACAAAGGGAUAGUCCCACCCCAAACUCACACCAUUGGUUGACUAACGUUGUUGAGGCGUGUCUAAGCGGGUCACUCAAAACAAAUUUUCUAAGUAACACAGGAGCACGGUGCUUAUAGUUUUUUGAUAAAAUUGAUCUAAGCGUGGCUUAAUUAUAGUUGUCUCUGCAUAUUAAGCUGGGAUAGGAGAAAGUAUUUAACACAGAAAUAGUAACAUACUUCAGCUUUAACUUGGUAAUAUGGCUAAUCUUUAUACUUUUAAUAGUUUGUUCUAUGCGUUAGGCUGGUAACACAUUGGUGAUUUUUUUAUGUAUUAACAAAAUAGUCAGUUUUCCUAUUCAGCUUAUGACAUGUUCAUAUUUUGCAUAUUGUUAUGCCUAAACCAUUCAUGGCAAUAUUACUGUAAUACAUUUCAAUGUUUGAUUUUAAGGAUAUUUUGGUCAAGCAUGGAUUUUGAGAGUCUGGCGUUGACAUUGAAGAAUAUUUUUGUAUGAUUUUACACUGCUUUAUGUGGUUGACGUAAUAAAAGAUGACCAUAAAGGCAUUGAUGACAUCUGAAAGUUCAGUAUGAUAGGACUUGCACCAUAUUUUACCCUUUGAUUUUACGUUCCUUUACAUUCUUAUGACUUCUUAUGUGUUGUGAAGUCUAAAUAAAAUAAUAAUAAUAAUAAUAAUACAAAAUCCCAUCCUAUAUAGGGGACUUGACUUGAUCUUCUCCAGUGUAAUGCUGGUAAGGAUAUCUAAACAAGUUGUAAAAGUGUCCUAUCAUCACUAUCAUAGGUGCUCUAGUGGUAAAAUACUUGACUGUUUUCCAUUUAGGUUCCUGCUUUUUGAGCUGUAUAGGAGUGUCAAUUGUUAUCUGACUGACAUCUGGAUUUUCUGUGCAGUUGACUCAUCUUUUAGUUUUUAUAAAGUGCUAGUUC
Molecule: messenger RNA, 3732 nt
Organism: Xyrauchen texanus (razorback sucker)
Lineage: Eukaryota; Metazoa; Chordata; Actinopteri; Cypriniformes; Catostomidae
Product: claudin-10-like
Exons: 5
Coding region: 310-1248 (312 amino acids)
Biological process (GO): cell adhesion; bicellular tight junction assembly
Cellular component (GO): bicellular tight junction; plasma membrane
Molecular function (GO): structural molecule activity
Source: RefSeq, a predicted model, not a curated record